Pediculus humanus corporis (human body louse) is the source of this 384-nucleotide messenger RNA. RefSeq names its product abrupt protein, putative. Lineage: Eukaryota; Metazoa; Arthropoda; Insecta; Psocodea; Pediculidae. The record is from RefSeq and is a predicted model, not a curated record. The transcript has 2 exons. Gene Ontology annotation, molecular function: protein binding. Bases 1 to 384 code for a protein of 127 amino acids. Gene Ontology annotation, cellular component: nucleus. Gene Ontology annotation, biological process: regulation of transcription by RNA polymerase II.
AUGGCAUCGGAGCAGCAGCAAUACUUUUUAAAAUGGAAUGACUUUCAAACUAAUAUGGUUUCUUCAUUCAAACAUUUAAGAGAUGAAAAGAGUUUCACUGAUGUCACAUUAGCUUGUGAAGGUCAAACCUGCAAGGCUCAUAAAAUGGUGUUAUCAGCAUGCAGUCCUUAUUUUAAAUCGUUACUUGAAGAAAACCCUUCUAAACAUCCGAUAAUAAUAUUAAAGGAUGUUCCAUUUAGUCACCUUCAAGCAAUUUUAGAAUUUAUGUAUGCGGGAGAAGUAAAUGUAUCACAAGAUCAACUUCCAGCCUUCUUAAAAACUGCAGAUCGUUUAAAAGUUAAAGGACUUGCAGAAGCACCUCAGUCAAUUAAAAGAGAAGGAUAG